AGAACCUGUUUGUCCACCUCUCUCCUGCCUUAUCAUUUCCUGGGAGUUGUCUUUCCAUUUCCCAGCAGCCAGGGAAAGCGGCAAACAGUCCCCUACCCGAGAGUUGUUCUGACUUCAUUGUUCCAAAGGUCGAUUCCUCCUCCGGUCGUCUCCCCGCAGACACGCCAGGCCCUGGAGUUGUUUCGUUUCUUUCGUCCUCUGGCUGCUCCAUCUUUCUGCCUCAUCCGUCCCGCUUCCUCCAAGGGCCCCCAAGAUGCCCUACCUGACGAGAGGGGACGCCAUGAGGCUGCUGUGCACCAUCGCAGAUAAGAAGGAAAUGAAAGCAGCCGUCCACCAUGCAUGGAAGGGAGCUGGUGUGGUGAGCACCGUGGCCUUCAUUGGUGGCCUGCUCGGUGGUCCCCCAGGACUCGCCGUUGGGGGCACCGUCGGAGGGCUGGUGGCCUGGAUGGUGAGUGAGCCCUUCAAGCCUGUCCCUGAGAUCCUAAUGGAGCUGUCACCCGCUGAGGAGCAGAAGCUGUUCAACGAGCUCAGGGGCAUCCUGAAGAACUGGGGUUGGAGAGACAUCGCAGACCUGACCGUGCAGGUCUUGAGCAACGAGAGGCUUCAGCAGCAGGUGGCUCGCAUGCUCAUGGACUUCCUCCAGACUCAGCUUAAGGCUAAGGUGCGGUGUGGCAGCUAGCCUCUGCGGCAGCGGGCCCACAGGAGCGACGGGGGCUGGGGCGGCCACAGCGCCGUGUGCCCCUUACACCUGCGAUGCUCAGCCUUUUCACCGCGUGACACACGCAAAAAAACCACAGAAACUCUGGGGCACUGCAGAAAAUAAAUUCUAAUUUCUGCUGAC
Molecule: messenger RNA, 841 nt
Organism: Pteronotus mesoamericanus
Lineage: Eukaryota; Metazoa; Chordata; Mammalia; Chiroptera; Mormoopidae
Product: protein C19orf12 homolog
Exons: 3
Coding region: 254-679 (141 amino acids)
Source: RefSeq, a predicted model, not a curated record